Messenger RNA from Dendronephthya gigantea, 912 nucleotides. RefSeq names its product zinc finger protein 583-like. Gene Ontology annotation, biological process: negative regulation of transcription by RNA polymerase II. Gene Ontology annotation, molecular function: DNA-binding transcription repressor activity, RNA polymerase II-specific. Bases 1 to 912 code for a protein of 303 amino acids. NCBI's taxonomy places the organism in Eukaryota, Metazoa, Cnidaria, Anthozoa, Malacalcyonacea, Nephtheidae. The record is from RefSeq and is a predicted model, not a curated record. The transcript has a single exon.
AUGUUCUCAUCAUCAUGCAACUUGGAUGUAGAAACUGAAACGGGAACUCAAAGGCCACAUGAGUGCAACGUUUGUAAUAAGAGGUUUUUUCAAACAAGCCAUUUAAAAAGACAUAAAAGGACACAUACGAGGGAGAAGCCACAUGAAUGUGAUGUUUGUAAGAAAUUUCGUGAAAGGAGCGAUUUAACAAGACAUAAGAAAAUACACACAAAAGAGGAGCCUUAUAAAUGUGAUUUUUGUAAGAAGAUAUUUUCACAUGUUAGUAUUUUCGUUAAUCAUCAAAGAGCACACACUGGAGAAAAGCCUUAUGAAUGCGAUGUUUGCAUGAAGAAUUUUUCACGUGGUAAUAAUUUAGUUACCCAUCAAAGGACACACACUGGGGAGAAACCUUACGAAUGUGAUAUUUGUAAAAAGAGAUUUUCGCGUAGUAAUCAUUUAGUUAGACACCAAAGAACUCACACUGGAGAGAAACCUCAUGAAUGUGAUAUUUGUAAGAAGAGAUUCUUACAGUCUGCUGGCUUAGCUAGACAUAAAAUGACGCACACUGGAGAAAAACCUUAUGAAUGUGAUGUUUGUAAGCAGCGCUUCUCGCAGUAUGGUGGCUUAACUAGACAUCAAAGAACACACACUAGAGAGAAAGAUUAUGAAUGUGAUGUUUGCGAGAAAAGGUUUUGUACUUUUGCUCAAUUGACUGGUCAUAAAGGAACACACACAGGAGAAAAACCUUAUGAAUGUGAUAUUUGUAAAAAGAGAUUCGCGCAAUCUAAUAGUGUGGCUAGACAUAAACGAAUACACACUGGAGAGAAACCUUAUGAAUGUGAUAUUUGUAAGAAGAGAUUCUUACAGUGUGGUGGCUUAUCAAGACAUAAAAAAACACACGCUAAACAGAAACCUCUUGAAUUUGAUGUUUGA